CAACAAAACAUUGAUUGCGUUCGGUAAACGAAAUCACUAUCUAAUAAACGAAAAUUAUUAUUUCUUCGUCUUGAGACUGUGUUUACUAACUUUUACCUGUUUUGAGUUCAGGUCAACCGAUUCACAUCAAAAUUGGAAUUUAAGUUUCUUUUACCUAUAGUUACUUGUAAACAAAAAUCAGCUUGAUCCGAUCAUUUUUACGAUCUUGCUAGUUAGCGAGUUAAAUCAUUUCUAUUAAUUAUAUAAAAAUCAAAUUGCAUAUUAAAAUUUGAAUAUUCAUACGAUCAACAUUCAGUUCUUGCACAUUUAGUUCAGCCGCUCACACACAACAGUCGCUAUUUUCAAACAUCAUUUAUGCAUUAUCAUUAUAUGUUCAAAUUAAAGUAAUUAAGAUCCAUUUGUUACAUCGAAGUAUUUUAUUUACGGAAAACUCCAUAUUGAAUGUUCUGAACAUUUUGGUGUCCAAUCGAUUUAAUAAAACUAAAAGACAAAAAAAAUGCCACCUCCAAAAGCAAAAUUGCACAGCUCCACCGGACGUUUGAAAAAUAUCACCACUUCUUCAACGAGCAAUAGUAACGAAAGUCAACAAAAUGUAAGCAACCGAAACAUUUCAAAUACACAAACCAAUCGAAACAGUGUACCAUCAAAUGAAAGAGGAAUUGAACCAAGAGAUCAAUUGGAUCAAGCAAGAGAGCAAUUGAAUCAAGCAGUUGAGCAAUUUGAAUUGGAGCUUUAUUGGUGCAUACAGACAUUGGAAAAUUCAUUAAGUUCAGGGAAACUAAAUGCCAAACAAGCUCAAGAUGCGGAAAAAACGUUAAAGUUAUUAAAAGGAAACAACCAACCAAUUGUAAAAAAACGGCAAUUGAUGUCUUGUACAUUCGGCGAUUAUCGUAAGAAAAUGGCUGACGAAGAAAAAAAAUUGCGAGUAGGAAAUACAUCUAUCCAGUUCGUUGAGCCUUCGACAAAAGAUCAAAGCACAUCCAAUAAAAGUCAUUUUGUGAAAAAAUCAUUCGCAUCAACUUUGGGUAGCGCACCGAAUUUCCUGUUUAACUUUUCAGUAAACGCAAUGGAAAAGCUUUCAAUCGAUGCACCAACGGAACAACAAUGUGACAGUAUAAUUGAUUCAGUGAACAAUACUAUAAAUGAGCAAGCAAAAAGUUGUACGAGAAAUGAAAACGACAAUCAAUCUACCUCUGAAACGUCUCAAGAAAUCGCGGAAAAGUCUUCAGAUGUAUCCAUCAACAAAUCAAAGUUUAUUACCUCGGAUAAUUCAUUUAAGUUCAAUUUCGUAGUAGAAAAUGACUAAUUUUUGAAGUAUUACCGAUACACAAAAUAAACCAUUGAACUAAAUGAGCAAACGAA
Contarinia nasturtii (swede midge) is the source of this 1362-nucleotide messenger RNA. RefSeq names its product UPF0488 protein C8orf33 homolog. The record is from RefSeq and is a predicted model, not a curated record. The coding region runs from base 497 to 1306 and encodes 269 amino acids. The transcript is spliced from 7 exons. Lineage: Eukaryota; Metazoa; Arthropoda; Insecta; Diptera; Cecidomyiidae.